This is a messenger RNA of Xyrauchen texanus (razorback sucker), 7194 nucleotides long. Its product is annotated as AP2-associated protein kinase 1-like. The coding region runs from base 822 to 3491 and encodes 889 amino acids. Gene Ontology annotation, biological process: protein phosphorylation. Gene Ontology annotation, molecular function: ATP binding; protein kinase activity. NCBI's taxonomy places the organism in Eukaryota, Metazoa, Chordata, Actinopteri, Cypriniformes, Catostomidae. The record is from RefSeq and is a predicted model, not a curated record. The transcript has 21 exons.
CGGUUAGCUGGCGCAUCUGCAGCAUCAGAAGCCGCAUACGGGACUCGCCAUGAAUACCACGUUCAUUUCUGCCUGAAUUUGAUUCUCUCCGCUCAAAUCAAACCGCAUCCGUUCACCGUUCACCGGCAGGACUCUGGCAGCAGCGCGCGGAUGAAACGUUUCACGCGCCUGUGCGGUUUUAGCAAGAAUGCUAGUGUUAGCGCCUAGCUGUCUCUGUGUUGAUUAUAAAUAAUAAUUUUUUCACCACAUAAGAGACUAAUUUAUGUGAGUAUGGACGUUUAGCGUAUAAAAACAAUCGUAAGUCUGAUUUAUAUUAGCAUGUCAUCUGUUUUUCUGUGAAAAGUGGGUGAAUUUUCAGAGGUUUAAAUGAACUGCACAGCUGGCUGAUGAUGGAUGCUUUGACUUUCCUCCAUCUCAAGAAUCAUUUCUGUUUACUUCACGUUUGAAGACUAAAUUUACUGCUGGACUUGAAUGUUUACAUUGAUUUGAGCUGGAUUUUCAUGUUAAUAUCGUGAUAAGGACUUGUAUAUAAACACUAGACACCUGAAUAAAUCAUAUCAGGCCAGUUGAGUAAAAUGUAUAUGCUGUUUAUGUAGAUAUAGUCAAAUAGUGAUGCUUUAAUUGAUAUGAAUAUUUAUUGAUAUUGUUUCCUGGAUAUACGGUUCAUAAUAGCGGUCAUAGCACAAUUUUUGGGCUGUCAGUUCAUGUUUGACUGCCACAUCUGAUCAAAACCUCUGGCACCAGAAAAACCCACUCCAGCUUUUCAUUGAUUUGUUUGAUCUGAGAGUCAGAUAAACAGUAAGUGAGAUCUGAGAUACAUCAUGAAGAAGUUCUUUGACUCUCGGAGGGAGCUGGUGGGCUCUGGACCCGGAUCUGGAGGGGGAGCUGGAGGUUCUGGAUCCAGCAGUGGUGCCGGUGGGAAUUUCAUAGGACGUGCGUUUACUGUAGGAAGACACCAGGUCACCGUAGAAGAAACUCUGGCAGAAGGCGGCUUUGCAAUCGUGUUCCUGGUGCGGACUAAUCAAGGGGUGCGCUGCGCCCUUAAGAGGAUGUACGUCAACAACGAACAUGACUUGCAGGUUUGCAAGCGUGAGAUCCAGAUAAUGCGGGAUCUCUGUGGUCAUAAGAACAUUGUUGGUUUCCUGGACUCCAGCAUCACGGCUGUAGGGGGUGGAGACGUAUGGGAGGUGUUUAUUCUCAUGGACUUCUGCAAAGGUGGUCAAGUGGUGAACCUGAUGAAUCAGCGUUUACAGACGGGCUUCAGCGAACAGGAAGUACUUCAGAUCUUCUGUGACACGUGUGAGGCUGUUGCACGUCUGCACCAGUACAAAACUCCCAUAAUCCACCGAGACCUCAAGGUGGAGAACAUCCUCUUACAUGAUCGAGGACACUAUGUUCUGUGUGAUUUUGGCAGCGCAACUAUGAAGUUCCAAAACCCACAGAGUGAAGGAGUCACUGUGGUUGAGGAUGAAAUUAAAAAGUAUACCACCCUGUCCUAUCGUGCUCCAGAAAUGGUAAACCUAUACAAUGGCAAAAUCAUUACCACCAAAGCUGAUGUCUGGGCCAUGGGCUGUCUGCUCUAUAAACUCUGUUUCUUUACAUUGCCCUUCGGUGAGAGUCAGGUGGCCAUCUGUGAUGGCAGCUUCACCAUUCCAGACAAUUCCCGCUACUCCCAGGAUAUGCACCGUCUUAUUCGGUACAUGCUGGAACCGGACCCUGAUAAGAGGCCUGACGUUUAUCAGGUGUCCUACUUUGCUUUCAAACUGGUCCGCAGGGACUGCCCUGUCCGUAAUGUCAAGAAUUCUCCCAUUCCUGCUAAACUUCCUGAGCCAAUUCGAGCAAGCGAAGCAGCCGCAAAGAAGAGCCAAACACAGACCAAGGCGAGACUCACAGACCCCAUUCCUACCACUGAAACUUCCAUCACUCCACGGCAACGGCCCAAAGCAGCACAAUCCCAGCCUCAGGCACUAGGUAGCAUCCUUCCCAUCCAGCCUGCUGCCCUCACCCCACGCAAGAGAGUCAACCUGCCAGCUGGGGUAGCCCAGCCUAUAGCCGUCACUUUGAACUUGGCUCAGCCAGCUGCAACUCUUCAGUCUCAGAAAGCCCAGGUGUCUCCAGCUCCUCAACAGAAAACACCUGUGCAGCCAAUCCCAGUCCCAGAUGCGGCUGCUGGAGGAGGAGCCAUUCCAGCUGCAGCCACUAGCCCCACCCCUCAGAAAGCUGUAGCAACCCCGCCCCCAUCUAGCCCUGCUCCGCCCACCGCACCCGCACGGAGCGCCCGUCGUAAGCAGGCAUCAGUGCCCCAACAGCAACAGGCAGUGUCUGGCCAGCCGGCUGUUGCCCUGCCUCCAGCACAGGUGGAGCCUGCAGCGGUACCCCCCACUGUCCAGCAGCCCGCCCUUCAGUCUCAGCUCUGCCAAGAGAAGGCGGAGGAGAGGUCUGCAGCCCCUGGCCUGUCCCAGACUCCUCCCUCUUCCCCAAAGAUGUCCCAGAAGACGGGGCAUAGACGUAUCCAGAGUGAUGUCACUCAAAGUGCUAUGUUUGGAAUGCCGGUCAGUCAGUCCACUCAGCAGCUGCUGGCGGCCACAGCAGAGGCCAGCCUUAACAAGUCCAAGUCCGCUAGCACGACCCCAUCGAACUCCCCACAGUCCUCUCAACAGAGUGUGUACCAGCCUGCCCAUCAGGGAGGCUCUGCCCCCCAGGCACCUGCUUUAGCUGCUGGCCUUUCCAGCCCACCAGACCAACCCCCCUGGAAUCCCUUUGGCGAUGAUAAUUUCUCUAAACUUACGGCUGAGGACCUACUCAACAAAGACUUCACCAAGCUAUCUGAUGAGCUUGUAGAACCUCUUAUUGCCACCACUGAGAGUCUUAUUCCUGGGCUGGAGGCUGCAGAACCUGCUCCUCAGUCUGUUGCUGAAAGACCUUCUGACAUUCUGGGCUUGGAAUCGGCCGCUGGUUUUCUAGCUGUGCCAGAAAAGCUGAUAGAGGGCCUGAAGUCUCCAGACACCACUCUCUUGCUGCCUGAUCUGCUGUCCAUGUCCGACCCCUUUGGUAGCUCCAUGGACGACAACAAUGAUGCUAAAGCUGAAGUGUGUUUGGACUCUCUGAUACCUGGCUUGGAGCCCCCGCAGUCUCAGUUGUACCCUGUGGAGAUGGAGCAGACGUCUAAAACGCUGGGAGGCCCUUUGAUUGGAGAGGAGUCUCUGCUGGGCGGUUCUCUCCCCUCUGGCUGUGCCAUCUGCCUGGAUGACUUUGUGCCUGUUUCGGGGGGCACCUCCCAUAGCAUACCAGCUGCAGACUCCUGUUUGAUCUCAGGCUUUGAGGCUCCAAGCUCUGAUGGAGCCAAUGAAGAUGAAUUUGACCCCAUUCCAGUACUGGUCUCCAAAAACUCCCAAGGAGGUCACUCUCGCAGUAACAGUGGCAGCUCUGAGUCCAGCCUGCCCAACCUGGCCUGUUCCCUGCUGCUGGUGGACCAGCUCAUCGAUCUGUAGACCUUACCUAUAUUUCUGCUCUGCUGAAGAUGACACCAACCGCUGUAUUCUUCUGCCUUUAACCACAAAUCCCUCCUUAUCCAUUGUCCUAUCCUGCCAUGGUCCAAUUCUUUCUUUAAUCACUUAUGAAGUCCUCCCUCCACUUUGAUUUCAUCAUUCUUCUUCAUCCCAUCACUUGAGUUUCCUCUAUUACAUCAUAGGUUUUAUGUUCUUUUCUUGCCACUAAUGUACAUCGGUUCUUUCCAUCAUCAUCGCUCAUUUGAUUUGAUGUAUUCAGCAUUUCUCCCCAUGCCAUUUGCUUUCCUGAUACAUUUUCAUUUCACUUUUUGCUUCAAAUCUGUUGUGUUGAUUCGACAGGCUCAAAUCCAGUUUUCUGGCAUUCGUGCAUUUCAUAUCUGUACUUCUUGUGGACACACAGACAUGAGUGUCACACAUUUCCCUGCCAAGUCAAGAGUGCAACCCUUCAAAAGCAGAUGUUUGUCAGAUCUUCUUUGUUCUCUUUAGUCCAGAUUGGCUUUGCAUACAAUCUUAGCUGUCUCUUCUGUAGCACUAAGGAAACUCUUCUCCAGAUUAAACUAUAUGGAUUUUGUAAGACUCAUGCAGUUGGUUCCUUGCAAACAGAUAUUAAAGUACAAAGUGUUCAGGGUAAGAACAGAUAUGUGGGUGAAUCUCACUAAAUCUGUCAAGAACAUGUCUGGAAACAUAUUUCACCCCAAAAUCAAAAGAACAAAUAAGAUAUUAUACAUUGCCUACAUAAAAAAGCCUAGUUUUUAGACCAUUAUGAUGAUACAAGGCAAAAAAUUUAAUUGAUAAAAAAAAAAAAUCCAAAAUAAAUGUAUUUUGUAUUUAUUUUCUAUUGAUUUUUGGAUAAAAUGUGACCUGGACAUGUUUAUCUAAGAUUUACUCCUAAAGGGAUGUAGAGUAAAAAAAAAGUGCUAUGAAAUCUUUUCAAAGACAGAGAAGAACAACUAGAAUUUCCUCAUUACCAUCAUCAACACUUGUUCAAUCAUACCACGACUUAUAAUCAUAUUCAGUUAUUUCUUUGUAAAUAGCACUAUUGAUGUUGUACGUUGGCUCUAAACAAUGUAAAUUGUUGUAUAUCUGCAGCAUCAGACUCUCCAGCCCUUAAGAGUGAUUUGUUCCUCCUGUGUACAAAGCAUUUGUUCAAAAUGUCCAACACUUCCCUCUUAAAUCCCUGUUCCUACCCCUUAGUAUCCAUUAUGAGAAAAGUUUAAAAGAAAUAUUUCAUAUACAGUUAAGAUUCUAUAUGAAAAUGAAGUGUUAGAGAAUGAAUGUUUGAAAUGAGUAUCCAUAUAAAAAUGCAGAUAUGUGUAUAUGAGUCAUAUGAAACCUAUUUAAGAGGAAACUUUAUCUCUUUGUUCUGUGUGUUGAGCUGUGUUUGCGAAUGUAAAUUGUCGGUUUCAUCUUCUAAUGGCCAGAUAUUUAUCGACGAACAGACUCAAAUGAGAAAAGAGGACAAUCUAUAAACCACCCUGUGGAGUGCAUUUGCACAGCCCAGUUUGAUGUAAUUUGUGCUGAUUGCAAACAAAUUGGCUGGAUUUUUUUUGUUGUUGCCUUUUUCCGCAGACAUUUAUUGUCAGCUGGUUUUAGUCUAGAGGUGAAAAUGCUCUACAAUCUUGAAUCCUUAACGCUGUAUGUAUCCAUUCAUACUCCUGACUACGCCCAUGCUUUUCAAGGGAUCAACCAAGCUAUGUUUUUCGCACAGUUCUCGUGUAUCAGAUGCAUAUCUAAGCAUGGCAGUGUUUAUGAAUAUGAAGACAUGUCUGUGGCCAAUCUUCAUAUCAGUACUGUACGUACGCGUGCGUGUGUGUGUGUGUAUGUAUGUAUGUGUGGACAUAAGGUAAAUAAAUAGCUAGUCUUAGUUGUCGAAAGUGGUGAGGUCAUUGUGUCUUUAACAUGGUUUAUCAGUCUGGGUCAGACAGCAGGACUCGCAGCAGGCACCUCUGUUUUAAGCACUGGUCCUCUUUCAUUCACAGAGUUAUUAGGCAUUUAAUUACCUUAAUGAGAGCAUGGAAAAAGCUUUCGGUUAACACUGUACGGUAUUAGCAUAAUCCCAACUGUGAGCCAAUAUUAAAUUGAAAGUUCUGUUAUCAGAUACAAAAAGCAGCUCUUAUGCUUAAUGGAAGAACAUAUUUUUUGGCUAAAUCUAUAAAAAGCACUGAAAUUGGUUUGAGACUUGAAGAUGCAUAAGAGCAACUGCAGUAGGGCUGGGCGGUGUCACAAUAGAAAUGUGUAAACUGGUAGAGAUUUUGCCAUACCUUUGUCAUAGAUCUGUAUUCCUGUAUACAUGCGGCUCGGUCAGUAAGCAGCUUUCUCCACAGCAACGUAUUUUCCCCACUAUGCUGGUUUAAAUUACAAACAUGGCUUCUGAGAAUGACAGCACUUUGUUUUCUGUUGCUUUGAUUUAUUUCCAGAUGUCCCACAGUUGCUGCUGUGUUUGUUUGUUUCCUUGAAUUUACAUUGCGACCUGCAGCACCACUGUGCUGCAAUAGUGGGAUUUUCCUUUCUCUUCAUACCAUGGGGUUCCCCCGGUGCAUUUGCGUGCAUAUGCAUAUGUGCUCUCUUCAAAAAGCUAUAAGAAUGCUUAUGUGUUCACACGGCAAUAUUAGCUGCAUUUUCCGACCGAAACCUAGGCGUGUUAAACUGCUUUCUCCUAAUCCAUUAAAAAGUGUAAGGAAAACAGCAGUUGCAUACACGACGUUUCAGGAGGUUGCUUUCUGCAAAACCCUGAAAAGCCAUUUUUUUAAGUGCAUGUAAGUGGGGUCAGUGCUGUGUUUGGCACAACACAAAGUGGUGUUUAUUUAUUUAGGCUGCUGCUUAACCUUGUAACUUGAUGCUUUAAUAGAGAAUUUAAUUGAUGGGCCAUCACAGAUGUAAGCUAUUUUACUGCUUUGAAUUGAAUGACUUGUAAUUGAACCACUUCAAAUUUGGCCAGUUUUGCAAAAUCAUUUAUUUGUCAUAAGUGCUCUUUUAUUUGCGUCCAAGUUCCAGAAAAUAUUUAGAUGAACUUCCUUUCAUUUGUAUAGUAUUUAAUUAACUGGAAUAUUGAUACAAUAUAUUGUAUGCUGUUACUGUGAUAUACAAUUUUUAAUAGUGUGACAUAAGAUUUUGGUCAUACUGCCCACCCCUACAUUGUGGUAAUAAUAAUAAAAAUAAAAAAAAUGUACAAAAUAAAAAAUAGGAACUUCAAGCUGAUGUUGCAGUGAAAAGUUGGGAUGUUUUUACUGGGCGCAUUUAAGUUGGCAUCAACUUUAGAAUUACACUGCAUGACAGCGAUCCUCUAACGGAUGAAAAGAGAUGCUGCUUGGGUUCCAUUACUGAUGUUUGUUGUCAGCAGUGAUGAAUAUGAGAUCAUUCUUUAUCCUUGUCUCUCUGCAGACUCUCAUGUUAACCUAUGCAAUACUAAUGCUUCAUCUUGUAGAUUUCAGUAGAGGUCUUUGCCCUGUGGGUAUCGUUUGACUUGUGUUGUUGUGCAAAAUCAAAGAUUCCUUUUAUGUGCUUUUUGUUCAGAGAAGAAUAUUUAUGACCAUGUUUAUCCCCAGAGUUGGAACCUCAUUGGUCUCUGUAGCAAACUCCCCUCAGCCCAGUGUUUACAACAGUGAUGGGUUCAUGUGCACCUUCUAUUUUUGUGAAAAUACAAAACCAAUUAACAAAGAAAGGUGUGUUAAAUAAACACGUAAAU